CCCCCCCCCACCGCGCAUGCGCGGUUGGGUGCGCUAGGUUGUGAGUAGCCGCCCUGCCCUCGAGCCUCCCUCCGCCCUCAGGGGGAAGGGAACUCGCGGCUUCAUCCCUCCUGCACUGACCAGGCUAAAGGCCGAAUUUCAACCCACGGCAAACCUCAUGGGCUUCAUCACCUAAUUAACGGGAUCUGGCAGCGAGAGGAGCGUUGCCAACACUCCUGGCGUCGCUGCAGGGAUUAAAGAUUUAAUUCCUGUGGCACUACCGUGAGCAAUCCAGGAAAUAAAUCGACACAUGGGUUUUCAGUGGCAAAAAUUUGAAUUGAAAGGAGGGAAUGAAGAGUGAGAAAUCGGCAUAUGCAAGAAAGAAAAAGCACUUUGUGAACAGCACUUUGUCAAAGGACCAAAGCUAGAUACCACCAGCCAAGAAGGAGGCAGGAGAACUGGCAGAUGUGACAUAUCAAGAGGAAGCAGAAGAAGAACCACAACUACCAGGCCCCCUGCUUCCAGCUUUCCAGCACUUUAUUGUAUGCCGAGCCAUUUGCCUGAGGGGCAAUAGAUGGUGAGCCAGAGAACCAGAUGGAGAGGCAGUACCUUCAGGAGUGCACCAGACCUGCGAGGGACACUCUUAAAGUGGAUUUGUAAAAAAGCAGCUGAUAGUUUAUUCAACAUGGCAAACAAAGUUAUCGAACACUUAAAUAAUGCUACAAAUGAAGACAAAACUCCUCAGGCAAUGCUGAAAAUAAUGACAGAACCACAGGAUAUUGUUGAGAAGGCGAAUUCUGCAGACCAUUCAGAUGCACCAAUUGAAGUAGAUGAAACCACCCUUUUGAAUAAAAGUAGCGAGGGCGAGAAGCCUACUCAUCACAAUCAUGGCAAACUGUGGCGAAUAUUUGCAUGCCCACCUCAAGGAAUCAUUGCUAGUGUAUUGACAAAGGUGAUUAUGGUGAUCCUGCUGUGGGCAGUUGUCUGGUCAAUUACAGGUCCAGAGUGCCUUCCUGGUGGUAAUUUGUUUGGAAAUCUGAUUCUGUUUGUGUGUGCAGUUCUUGGAGGGAAGAUUGUUGGAAUGAUCAAAUUUCCUAAUUUGCCACCAUUACCUGGCCUUCUAGGAAUGCUGCUUGCUGGAUUUGUUCUCCGAAAUAUUCCUGUUGUCAGUGAAGCUAUUUACAUUGACUACAAGUGGUCCUCAUCCUUGAGAAGUAUAGCCCUUGCAAUUAUCCUUACCCGAGCAGGACUUGGGUUAGACGCAAAGGCUCUUCGGAAAUUGAAGGCUGUGUGUCUUAGGCUGGCAUUUGGUCCUUGUCUUAGUGAAGCUUGUGUUUGUGCAGUUCUUGGGCAUUAUCUACUGCAUCUGCCAUGGUCAUGGAGUUUUAUCUUGGGGUUUGUGAUGGGUGCAGUGUCACCUGCUGUCGUUGUCCCAUGCAUGCUGCUGCUUCAGAAAGAACGCUAUGGUGUUGACAAGGGAAUCCCAACGCUACUUAUGGCUGCAGGCAGCUUUGAUGAUAUCCUGGCAAUUACAGGUUUCAAUACAUGUCUAGGCAUAGCCUUUUCAUCAGGUUCAAUGCUUUCCAAUAUACUCAGGGGGUUCCUUGAAGUUCUCAUUGGGAUAGCAGCAGGAGCUGCUAUUGGAUUGUUCCUCCGAUACUUUCCUAGCAGGGACCAGGAAGAUCUUGUGAUGAAGCGUUCUUACCUCCUGCUGGGUCUGGCUGUGUUUGCUAUUUUUGCUACAGGAGUCUUUGGUUUCCCUGGUUCUGGAGGACUGUGUACAAUUGUCAUGGCUUUUCUUGCUGGGGUUGGAUGGGUUGAUGGCAAGGGUGGAGCUGAAGGUAUCACUGCCAAUGCCUGGGCCAUCUUCCAGCCAUUACUGUUUGGAUUGAUUGGAGCAGAAAUAUCCGUUUCUUCGCUAAACUCAUAUACAGUCGGUCUUGGGAUUGCAACUCUGAGCAUCGCUCUUGUAGUCAGAAUCUUGGUGACAUUUCUCAUGGUACACUUCUCUGGAUUUAACAUGAAAGAGAGAAUUUUUAUUUCUUUGGCCUGGAUCCCUAAAGCCACAGUUCAGGCUGCCAUUGGAUCUGUAGCUUUGGACAUGGCACGAAUCCGAAAUGACAAGAUUGCAGCGGAGUAUGGUUUGAGUGUUCUCACUGUGGCCUUUCUGGGAAUCCUGAUCACAGCUCCAAUCGGAGCAAUUAUUAUCGGCUUGCUAGGACCAAAGCUACUAUAUAGAGCGAAACAGCAGAAACUGGACUGCAGAGAAGGCACAGAAAGCCAGACCAUUACGCCAUGUGAACACGAUCAAAGAGUGGAAAAUGACAUUGAAGUCUGAGAUGUUUUAUGGAUCCAUAUUAGGUUUUCCGGAAUGAUCUCGGCCAUGAAUUUUAACAGAUGUUUGAUUCUUGAAUAUUUCUGUGGGUAGCAGACAAAGUGGCUUUUAAAAAUGUUUUUUUUAUUAACGGUUGUACAUUAUCUAGAUUUAUUUUUUAAAAGAAACUAUCCAGAUUUACAUAAAUACCUAUUCGUUUGGAACUUUUAUUUGUGCAGAAAUCAACAUGAGCAUUUUAGACUUUUGCUUGACAUUACAGAGGUAUUUAUGCAAUGAUCUUUAGACCAAUGUUACUAGGGUUGUACCCAAGAUUUUGGAAAGACCCUAGACAUUUAAUUGUAUGUACCCAGGAAGCCUAUGAGGUCAUGAACAUAGUUUGUAUCUGUUGUUUAUGCAAAUUCCAGCAGAAUAAUUAGUCCCAUGUGUCACCACAAAUCAGAAUCCUGAUAUUUUUAUUUUGUGUGAUACUAAUAACAGUCCCACUUUCUCCAAUAUUGCUGCUCUUCCUUUCUGUAAGGUAUCUACUGGGUCAUGUGCUGAAGUCAUUGUUGACAGGCAUUGAGAGUCUGACACUGCAAUAUCGAGGAUGCUGCAGCACAGAGUCAGAUCUGAGAAGCUAUGGGUAAAAUUCUGACGGGUAUUGUAAUCCUAGCUUCCUUUUCAUGCUUUUAAAAACAAUUACUUUUUCUUUCAAUUUUGGGGUCCCAAACAGCAUUCUGUGUCUAAAAGGGCACCAGAACACCUACUCUCCGACCAAUUAAUUCAAUAAUAAUCCACCAAGGUUUGUACCAAAGCGGUCCAAGUUGAAUAACUUCUUGGCGUAUCAGCGUGUCCCUCUUUUAAUGGCCAAAUGAACCUGGAAAUCAUGGGUAGGAGUCUGAGAUUUCACUAUAUUGAGCUGUUUUGAUUAAUAUGGUAUUUCCCUUUUUGUAACGGGUGAGUUGAGUUUACAGCCAUGGUUUACACUCUAGCUUUGUCUCUCCAGCUUCUAUUUUCUAACUAGGACAAUUGCACAAAUGCAAACAGCAUUGCAGAACAGAGAGUUGUCAGUUCUUUAUCCUCAAUAAUGUGUAAUUAGUAUUAAAUUUCUUCAUGGAUUACCUUUCAAUACAAUCUUCCACAGAAACACCAUAAAUUAUUUUAUUACUAGGAGGGUUUUAUAAAGCUUUUGAUAAAGUCUCGUCAUUCAAGAUUCAGCCUAAAAUUAAUAAUGAUAGAAUUGCAGAAAAUGAGUGAGCGAGCUUGGGGAAUCUUGCAGCUACAUUCACAGGCCACUAAUAACACCAUUGGGAAUAAUGAAAUUACUUGUGUUUGUCAGAGUGUAUUUUCUAUUAGGUGCAUCAUAAACCAAAAAUACCCCAUAUUUAAAGUAUACUAGUAAUGCCAUUCAAAAACCAUAAGGAUGACUGAUGUAAGAAAUGGAACUUGCAUACUCCAAAAUUAGGAGGAAAGCAUGUUUUUCUAGUACCAUGGGAGCUUCAUUCUGUACAGUGUCUGAGCUGCGAACCCUUAUCUAAAUGAAAUUGUCUUGUUGCUGUGAAUGAUGUCUCAACACCUAUUCUAGUCACCAGUUCUGGUCCCUGAAUUGUGGGAAGGAUAUUAAUUUAUAAAUCAUAAAAAGUUAUAAAUUUUAUAAAGGAGUAACUUACUUAACCAGAGUAUGCUGAGGGUGUGGAAUUUGCUACCACAUGGAGUCAGUGAGACAAAUAGCAUAGUUACAUUUAAGGGAAAACUAAUAAAUACAUGAGGGAGAGAGGCAUCAAAGAUUAUGAUGAUAGGGUGCGAUGAAGUAGAGUAGAAGGAGAUCCAUGUGGAGCAUGGACCAGUUAAGCCUCAUGGCCUGUUUGUGUGCUUUACAAUCUGUGUAAUAUAUAAUGCAAAGGUAAGCAAUAAAGAUGAUUCUGGCUAUUGACUUAUUAGGAAAUAUUAAGUAAACGAACCUCAUUUUCUUUGGAAAAAUAAAUCCCUGAGGUGUCUGAAUUAACGGUUAAAUUUAUAAUGUGGUUGCUAAAAUUGCUCAGCCAGUUGGUUUGCUAGAGUGAAGGGUUCAAGGGCCAGAAGAGACAGCGUUAGAAAUAAAAAGGGAAGCCAAGCAAAAUGUUGUCACCUAAAAGAUGCUAAAUAUGUCGAAUAAAUUAUCAAGCAAUAAUAUUGAAUUUCAGCAUGAAAUGGACUCUCAGACAAUUGUGUGUAUUUUUGGCUGCUGUUUGAGUCUGUUCAAUUUUUUCUUUUCCUAAAAAUUAUGUGCUCAUGCACUUAUGAGUCAAUCUAAAAUUAAUUUAAAUUUAGAACACAUUAAUUUGUGCUUUACAUAUAGAUAUAAUAUAUAUAUUGCAUAAAUAUGGUUGGCGUUUUUAAAGUUAAAAAUUCCACCCAAUUCAACAUUUUAAAAUCCAUGUUUAUUUUGAGAACAUCAAUAAAAUAUCUGAAAGAAAUCUACCAAACUAUUCUUAUCUGGACACUCCCUAAGUUGGUCCAUGUGAUUUAUUUUUAAAAAUCUCACUCAUCACAAGGAGAUUCGUGCUCAAUACUUUUCAUGUUAAGCUUUCUUUAAACCUGAUUUUUGCUAAGGAAAAUGAUUAUAUCGAGCAGGCAGUGGGAGAUGGCGUAGUGGGAUUGUCGCUGGACUAGUAAUCCAGAGACCCUGGGUAAUGCUCCCGUCAUGGCAGAUGGCGAAGUUUGAAUUCAAUAAAAAUCUGGAAUUAAAAGUCUGUUGUAAAAA
Messenger RNA from Carcharodon carcharias (great white shark), 5036 nucleotides. RefSeq names its product sodium/hydrogen exchanger 9B2-like. The transcript is spliced from 17 exons. Bases 554 to 2317 code for a protein of 587 amino acids. The record is from RefSeq and is a predicted model, not a curated record. Lineage: Eukaryota; Metazoa; Chordata; Chondrichthyes; Lamniformes; Lamnidae. Gene Ontology annotation, cellular component: membrane. Gene Ontology annotation, biological process: proton transmembrane transport. Gene Ontology annotation, molecular function: antiporter activity.